Molecule: messenger RNA, 2489 nt
Organism: Sapajus apella (tufted capuchin)
Lineage: Eukaryota; Metazoa; Chordata; Mammalia; Primates; Cebidae
Product: cilia- and flagella-associated protein 100-like
Exons: 8
Coding region: 493-1554 (353 amino acids)
Cellular component (GO): ciliary basal body
Source: RefSeq, a predicted model, not a curated record
AGGCUGCUGGCGUCUGCUCUGUCUCUGAAUUGUAGUCAGUGUGGAGAAUCAGGAGCAGGACAAGAGUCUACCCUACAAAACAAACCUUCACAUGACUUUCUCUGGGUCUCUGGUCCCUCCUCAGGCUUGAAGCUCUUUGUUCUUGGCCUUCCCCGGGAGGACUGAAGAGCCCUAGAAAGACAGAUGCAAGUUCACAGAGAGGGCCCAGGGCAAGGUCCAUGAGCUCAGUGUCAGCAGGCCCUGGUCACCAGGUCCAUCAUUGACAAACAGCAGGUCUGGCCUCCCUCCUUCAUGAGGGAGACUCCAGAGCCCUGCAGUGAGGGCAGACUGAGCGCAGAUGUAUGUGCCAAGGCUGUGCGCACUAGCUCUCUUUCUGGGGCCAGGACAGAAGGCCAGCGUGAACCAGGUUAAACUACAGAGGUGCCUUUAUGGAGCUGGAAAGUCCAGGGUUGGACUUUAGGCACAGCUACAUCCAAGGGAACCUUCCCACUCAUGUUUUUCCAUGCUGGGCUGGGAGGGCAGUGGGGCCCCCAAGACAGACACCACCACUUGGAAGAGCUGGCUCCCCUUACCAGUAAGGUGUCUCCCUUUCCAGAGCAUGGCCCUGACGCUUUGGCGAAUCCUUUCCACUUGUCUGGGGACGUGGAUUUUUUCUUGCUCAGAGAUCAGCAGCGGAAUAAGACCCUCUCCGAGCGACAGCAGCAGAAGAAGCUACGAGUGCACGAGAAGAUGACCUACUCCUCUAAAGUGUCGGCUAAGCACACGAGCCUGCGGAGGCAGCUGCAGCUAGAGGACGAGCAGGAGGACCUGCAGGCGCAUACCGAGGCCGAGCGUCUGCGCGCCCUCGGCGACUACAUGGCCUGGAAGCUCAGCUUGACCAAAGAAAAGAACUUGAAGCCUGAGAACAUGUGCGGCUACAUUAAGCAGAAGCGGCAGCUGUUCCUCCUCCAGUAUGCCCUGGAUGUCAAGCGGAAGGAGAUCCAGUGGCUGGAGCUGCUGCUGACCAAGGAGGAGUCCAGGCUGGAGCGGGCCGAGAAGUCCCUGGAGAAGGACGCCGUCUUAUUCGACGAGUUCCUCAGAGAGAACGACCGCAGCUCGGUGCAGGCCAUGAAAGCGGCUGAGAAGGAGACCAAAGCCAAGAUGGAGAAGAUCCUCGAGAUCCGAGACCUCACCACCCAGAUUGUUAAUAUCAAAAGUGAGAUCUCCAGAUUUGAAGACACUCUGCAGCAAUACAAGGUCUACAAGGAUUUCCUAUACAAGCUGUCGCCCAAGGAGUGGCUUGAAGAACAGGAGAAGAAACGCUUGUCUCUCAAAAAGGCCAAGGAGGUCUCCGAGGCUUCCAAGGAAGAGAGCAGUGUUAACACCACACCAGGGGACAAAGGACCAGGGAUCAAGGGCAAGGCAAGCUUCGUGUCUCCCAAAGAGGUUCAGGGCACAAAGAAGCCCUGGAAGUUUCUGCAGGUGAUGCGGCUGGGGCGGAGCCUGUCUUUCCUGAGCAGCCCCCAGCAAGGCAGCCAGCCCAGUGAGUCCAGCGGCGGGGACUCCAGAGGGUGAGUGGGCUCGGGUGGUUGGGAGAGGCUGGGGCCUAGCAGAAAGCCCUCCCUUGUGGUGCCCAGGUGUAGUCAGGUCAGAGUGCCACAGAAAAGAAAGUGUGUUACUCACAGUCCCCACUCCACACAGGGCCACACGGGAAUGCCCCAGGUCAGCCAGGAGGCAGAGUGAGUGGGGCCCGUGGGCAGGCAUCUCCAUUGUGGUUCCCAUGGGAAUUAAUGGUGAGGUGAGUGAGCAGGUGUAGGGCUGAUUUGUUUUUGAAUAAUUUCGGGCUCUUGGACACAGGCUGGCCCCUGCUUGUCUGGUCCUGGCCCUGGGGGAUAGGUCCUGAGUGUGGACAGUGGACUGGGUGGUUUGCAUUUGAAAGGUGAGCUGAGGGCAAGCUCAGAGCCCAAGGCGAGUCAUUUCCUGUCUCCAUGGAUUGGUCGACCCUGAGAGAGGCGGUCUCUCCAGGCUCGGCAAGGCCACAGGUGUCAAAGCAUCAGAACACAGAAUAUCAAAGUCACAGUCACUACAUGGGUGGAGUGGUCUCAUAUGGUUUUCAGGACAUCUUCCUGAUGAGAAAUCUGAAUACAUUGCAUACUUAUUGGCUGCUCAGAUGUCAUUUUUUGUGAAGUAUCCGAUUUUUGAACAUUUUUGUUGGAUCAUUAGCCUGGUUCUUAUGGUUACCUAUGGUUCUCUGUGUGUUCUGGGGACCAGCCUGGUGUGGAAAGUGUGGUACACAUAUCUUCUUCCAGUUUGUAUCUUGCCUUAUUUCUGUUUUAAUAUUGUCUUUUGAAGAAUAGGAAUUAUUAAUGUUAAUGAAGUCAAAUUUACUAAUUUUUUAUUUUAUAAUUGGUGAAUUUGGGGCCCUGCUUAAGAAGUAUUUCCCAACAGCAUAGUCACUAGAACAUUUCCUGUUUUCUUAUUUUUUUUUAAUUGCAUUUUAGGUUUUGGGG